CUGUGCGUAUUUUUUUCUGUACUCAUGUUAACAUGUUUUCAUGCAAAGGCAGAAAAGUCUCUUUGCCAAAUGAUGGGGGACCCAAAAUACCCGUUGCUUUCAAAGGAUGGAGACGUAACUAUUGGAGCACUUUUUCCAAUCCACAGCAUAGAGACAUUACCUUUAUAUAAGUUUCAGCAAAAACCUCAGCUUUUAUCAUGCUCAAGUGUGAGCCUGAGAGAUUUCCGAAUGGCUCAAAUCAUGAUCUUUGCCAUAGAGGAGAUUAACAGAAGUGAAAAUCUGCUCCCAAAUGUUUCUAUUGGCUACCGAAUUUAUGAUACCUGUGGUUCAAGGCUAUCUUCUAUGGGUGCAAAUAUGGCAUUAAUGAAUGGUGAACAGUUUGCAUCAGGGGACAGAUGUAAUGGACAAUCUCCUAUUCAUGCAAUCAUAGGAGAAACCGAGUCAUCCAACACAGUUAUUCUGUCCAGAACUACAGGACCUUUUAAAAUUCCAGUGAUAAGUCCCUCAGCCUCAUGUGAAUGUCUCAGUAAUAGAAAAGAUUACCCCUAUUUCUUCAGAACUAUCGCUAGUGAUUACCACCAGAGCAGAGCACUAGCAUUCCUAAUCAAAUACUUUGGCUGGUCUUGGGUUGGAGCUGUGAACAGUGACAACGAUUAUGGAAACUAUGGAAUGGCAAUAUUUCUGAAUACAGCUGAGAAGGAGGGGAUUUGUGUGGAGUACUCUGUAAAAUUCCAGAGAACAGAGACUGAAAAACUUAAAAAUGUGGUAGACACAAUACAAAAAGGCACUGCAAAAGUCAUUGUUGCAUUUCUUACCAAUUUUGAAAUGAACAAUCUACUUGAUUAUUUAAUUAUUCAGAACAUUACAGGCCUCCAAGUAAUUGGUGUGGAGGCAUGGAUAACAGCCGACAGUAUGGUCACUCCUAACAGUUUUCAUGUGCUGGGAGGAUCAUUGGGGUUUGCUGUGAAAAAAAACAAUAUUGAAGGUUUUGCAGAUUAUGUUAUAAAAUCAUUCUGGGACACAGCUUUUCCAUGCUCACAGACUAAGGGGAAUUCUUCUCAAUAUCAAUUAAUUUGCAACGCAUAUCAAGAUCUCCUUGUGUUGAAAAGCAACAAUGAAGAUGUAUCUGAACAAAGAUACGCAAGCAAUGUAUACAAAUCAGUUUAUGCAGUGGCUCAUUCACUACACAAUCUACUAAAGUGCAAAGAAAAAGAGGGUUGUGAAACAGACCUGAAAAUACAACCACAGCAGGUGGUUAAGGCUCUGAAAAAGGUAAAUUUCACAAUGAAGAUGGGAGAUCACGUGUGGUUUGACAGUACUGGUGCAGUUGUAGCCCAAUAUGAAGUUGUGAAUUGGCAGCAGGACUCUAAUGGAUCAAUCAAGUUUAAACCAGUAGGAUACUAUGAUGCUUCACUGGCCCCUGACCAACGAUUUGUGCUCAACACUGACAACAUAAUCUGGGCUGGAGGACAGCUGGAGAAGCCAAGGUCUGUGUGCAGUGAGAGUUGUCCUCCUGGCACCAGGAAGGCUGCACAGAAAGGAAGACCUGUCUGCUGUUAUGACUGUAUUCCAUGUGCAGAAGGAGAAAUCAGUAAUGAGACAGAUUCAAAUAACUGCAAGCAGUGUCCAGGGGAAUAUUGGUCUAACGAUGAGAAAAAUAAAUGUGUGUUAAAGGCUGUAGAAUUUCUGUCAUUCACAGAAGUUAUGGGUAUAGUGCUAGUCUUUUUCUCACUGUUUGGAGUUGGAUUGACUGUACUGGUGGCCAUCCUGUUUUACAGCAAGAAGGACACCCCCAUCGUGAAGGCCAACAACUCAGAGCUGAGCUUCCUGCUGCUCUUCUCAUUAAUUCUGUGUUUUCUCUGUUCACUUACUUUCAUUGGUCGUCCCACUGAGUGGUCUUGUAUGUUCCGACACACUGCGUUUGGGAUCACUUUUGUCCUCUGUAUCUCCUGUGUUCUGGGGAAAACAAUGGUGGUGUUAAUGGCCUUCAAGGCUACACUUCCAGGAAGUAAUGUCAUGAAAUGGUUUGGACCUGCACAACAACGACUCAGUGUUCUCACCUUUACACUUAUACAGGUUCUUAUCUCUGUGUUAUGGCUAACAGUAUCUCCUCCAUUUCCCUACAAAAAUAUGAAAUAUUACAAAGAAAAGGUCAUUCUUGAGUGCAGUCUGGGUUCCACAAUAGGUUUCUCAGCUGCUCUGGGUUAUAUUGGUCUACUGGCUGUCUUGUGCUUCAUGAUGGCUUUUUUGGCUCGGACGCUGCCUGAUAAAUUCAAUGAAGCCAAAUUCAUCACAUUCAGUAUGCUUAUAUUCUGUGCUGUAUGGAUCACAUUUAUCCCAUCUUAUGUCAGUUCUCCUGGAAAAUUGACUGUAGCCGUGGAGAUAUUUGCCAUUUUAGCUUCAAGCUUUGGUUUACUAUUCUGCAUAUUUGCACCAAAAUGUUAUAUAAUCAUGUGUAAGCCAGAACAAAAUACAAAGCAGCAUAUGAUGGGAAAGUUUGACAAAUAA
Molecule: messenger RNA, 2508 nt
Organism: Pimephales promelas (fathead minnow)
Lineage: Eukaryota; Metazoa; Chordata; Actinopteri; Cypriniformes; Leuciscidae
Source: RefSeq, a predicted model, not a curated record